GGUGAAUUGUGAGUACCCAGCCACAACUUAGCACAGCCACAGCGUUCGGAUACUGUUCGCGAGCCACGUUCCAAUCAUUGUAACCAGGGCUGGAUCUAUUCUCAGGACACAUAUGGUGUGAAAAGCGAUCACAGCCCGCAGCCUGAAGUAUAGCCGCCCUCCCUGCACGCGGACAAGAACAGACACAUAGCAACAUCAUCAUGGCGGAACCAGAUUGCAACUGUCUUAAGUAUGUUAAUGCCUUGAUGGGCUCAUGUGAGCCUUUCACCUUCUGUAUCUUUGCUUCAUUUCUCUGAUUUCACGGCAUUGAAAACACCAAUUCUCACGUUCUUCCGCCUACUGCUAAUAACCGAUACCAACAUGGACCCCGGAGCUUGUUUAAUAAUUGCGAGUCUCACGAGGGAGGCUGCGGCCGUACUUAUCCGACGGCACGGUUCGGAAGCCGUCAUCGCCGCGUUACGGGCAUGGGCACAGUACAACAGCGGACGGUCGUCGAAUCUGGGACACGAGGAGGCCAUGAAACAAGCGAAGAACGCAAUACCGAGGUUCUUGAAUAAGGUCCAGCCAAAUGAGCUUCGUGUCAUUCCAGGUGCUUUCAACUCCUCUCCCGAAUUCAUGGCCAUCUUCCAGGCCGAGGCGCUGGUCGCGAUCCCCGUGGCCCUGCUUGCGGUCAAGGAGGCGAUUGAUGGAGUCGGGUCAAGUCUACAGGGUAUUCAACACGAGCUUACGAUCACCAACAUGGCAAAGAUCCAGGGCUGGGAACAGGAGGGCUUCGGCGCGCAUGUCUAUCGUUUUGUGGAGUACGAGAUGCUCCAGGCUGCGAACGCCCGUACAAAGAGCGGUGAUCAACGGCGGCACUACUUCUACGUCUGGAACCGGGAUACAGAUUGGUAUCCCGUCUUCGAGGCGAAGAACCGAGCUUUCCCUCUUCGUGCUGAGUUUGGCGGGUGUCAUCAUGAACUUGAUGCGAUCUGUAUGCGGAUGAGGGCAGACAGGAGGACACUCAUUCAAACUACGUCCCAUGGACGCACGGCGCAGUUCCAUCUCCUCGUUCCAACUCACGAGCCGUAUGUUCUGGAUCGCCCUGUCAUAUUCCACGAGAGCCUCCUUCCGCUUACUAUCACGGGCCAGCGGCAUCGCAGUGUGGAUCUUGUCUGGUUUAAUCUGUGUUCGAAACCAACGGAGUUGCAUCUGCAAUGUAUAGGAGUCUUGGAAGAGAGGAGAAACACCAUUGAGCAUGCUGGAUUUAUUAGCUCCGCUGGCUGCUGUAUUGGCUUCAUGGCAGCUGGCUGUGCUGCUAUGGCAUUCCCGCCCUGCGCUCCUCUUGCAGAGGCAGUCAUGUUGCCGCUCUGGUCGGGAGGAGUGGCUUCUUGGGGUGCUGCGACCGGCGCCUGUGUUUACGAGGACGUCAAUCGUGAGGAGCUUUGCGUCCUAGGGGAUUAUUCCAUACUGGUCUAGAGGAAGGCAUAGUUUGCGUUGGCUUGGGAUAAGCGUCUUUGGGGGUUCUUUGGAUAUUGUCUUGUGUUCAAGAAGG
Aspergillus wentii DTO 134E9 is the source of this 1534-nucleotide messenger RNA. RefSeq lists its product as uncharacterized. The coding region runs from base 361 to 1458 and encodes 365 amino acids. Lineage: Eukaryota; Fungi; Ascomycota; Eurotiomycetes; Eurotiales; Aspergillaceae. The transcript has 2 exons. The record is from RefSeq and is a predicted model, not a curated record.